AUGGACGCAAGCAAGGCUUUCGAUGCCGAAAAGGGUCUCGCUCAGGUCACUACCGAGUCUCCUGAAUACGAGAUUCAGGCUGGUCAGCAGAAUGAGCUUAAGCGUUCGCUCAAGAACAGACACAUGCAGAUGAUUGCCAUCGGUGGUGCAAUCGGCGCUGGUUUCUUCGUCGGUGCUGGUGGUGCUCUCUCAACUGGUGGUCCAGCGAGCUUGAUCAUAGGAUUCAGCAUCAUCGGAGUCAUGUUGAUGGCUACUAUGCAAGCCUUGGGAGAGUUGACCGUCUUGUACCCCGUUAACGGUGCUUUCUUCACAUACGCCUGCCGUUUCAUCUCCGAGUCCUGGGGUUUCGCCAUUGGAUGGCAAUACGCCAUCCAAUGGUUGACCAUCCUUCCUUUCGAACUUACUGCCGCUUCUAUCACGAUCGACUUCUGGAAGGGAGCAGCCAACAUCAACGUUGGUGUGUGGAUUGCUGUCUUCCUUGUUGCUCUGUGUGCCAUUCAGUUCUUCGGUGUCCGCGCUUAUGGUGAGGUUGAGUUCGUGCUCUCAAUCAUCAAGAUCGUCGCAUGUAUUGGCUUCAUCAUCCUCGGUAUUGUCAUCGAUGUCGGCGGUGUCCCUACUGAUACUCGUGGCUACAUUGGUGCUACCUACUGGGGCAACCCAGGUGCUUUCCGCAACGGCUUCAAGGGCUUCUGCAGUGUCUUCGUUACCGCAUCUUUCGCCUUCGGUGGCACUGAGUUGGUCGGUCUCGCAGCUGCUGAGUCUGCCAACCCCAGAAAGGCUCUUCCCCAGGCUGUCAAGCAGGUCUUCUGGCGUAUUGCCUUCUUCUACAUCGUUGGCCUCUUCAUCCUCGGUCUCGUCGUUCCUUCUGACAACCCCAACCUCCUCCACGCCCACGGCGCCAACAGCCAGUACUCUCCCUUCGUCAUUGCCAUCCGUCUUGCUGGUAUCAAAACCUUGCCAAGCAUCUUCAACGCUGUUAUCACAGUCUCUGUUAUCAGUGUCGCCAACAGCUCUGCAUUCGCCUCUACCCGCACCAUCCAGGCUCUCGCCGCUCGCGGCAUGGCUCCCAAGUUCCUUGCCUACGUUGACAAGAAGGGUCGUCCCAUUCCUACCAUCAUCCUCCAGAUGUCCAUGGGUCUUCUCGCUUUCGUCAACUUGGCCGCUGCUGGUAGCGUUCUUUUCACUUGGCUCUUGUCCCUUACCGGUCUUGCCAACUUCUUCGUUUGGGGCAGCAUCAACCUUUCCCACAUCCGUUUCCGCAAGGGUUGGGCACACUCUGGUCGCACCCUCGAGCAGCUCCCUUACAAGGCCAAGUUCGGCGUCAUCGGCAGUUACGUCGGUCUCUUCCUCAACGUCAUCUGUCUCGUUGCUCAGUUCUACGUUGCCCUCUUCCCCAUUGGCGGCAAGCCUGACGCUGCCAACUUCUUCGAGUCUUACCUCGCCGGUCCCGUCAUCUUCACCCUCUUCAUUGGCUGGAAGUGCUGGACUCGCGACUGGAAGAUGUGGAUCAGCGCCUCUGACAUGGAUGUCACCACCGACAUGCGCGAAUUCGAGGAUGAUGAGGAGGAGACUGUCAAGGCCACUGGCUUCAUGGGCAAGGUCAAGUCUGUCACCUCUGCUUUCUUCUAA
This is a messenger RNA of Aureobasidium subglaciale EXF-2481, 1629 nucleotides long. RefSeq lists its product as uncharacterized. NCBI's taxonomy places the organism in Eukaryota, Fungi, Ascomycota, Dothideomycetes, Dothideales, Saccotheciaceae. The record is from RefSeq and is a predicted model, not a curated record. The transcript is spliced from 3 exons. Gene Ontology annotation, cellular component: membrane. Bases 1 to 1629 code for a protein of 542 amino acids. Gene Ontology annotation, molecular function: amino acid transmembrane transporter activity. Gene Ontology annotation, biological process: amino acid transmembrane transport.